AUGGCUGACUUUGGAGACGUCCUACGGAACAUUGGGGAGUUUGGAACCUUCCAAAAGCUCAUGGUUUUUGCACUUUGUUUUCCAAAUAUUAUUUUGCCUUUUCAAUUUGCCUGCGUGUUUUUUAUCCAGUCCGACCCGGAGCGACAUUGCGACACGGACUGGAUCCUGAAGGCCGAUGCUAACCUGACCCGGCAGGAGCAGCUGAACCUGACCGUUCCUCUGGAACAGGACGGUUCUUUCAGCAGCUGUCGCAUGUUUGCUCCAGUGGACUGGGACAUCGGGACCAUCAGGGAACACGGACUCAACGAGACAACGGUGUGCCAGAAUGGUUGGAUGUACAACAGUGAACUUUAUACAGACACCAUAGUCACUGAUUUUGAUCUGGUAUGUGAUCGGGCUUAUUUACUGCAACUGGCACAAACAGUAAUGAUGACGGGCAUUCUGCUUGGUUGUCUCUUAUUUGGACCUUUUGCUGAAUCGUUUGGUCGUAGACGAGCAGUUCAAAUACCGAUGGUUGCAAACUUCAUUUUUACUCUCACCAGUGCUUUUUGCCCCAACUUCCUGCUUUUUCUGCUCUCCCAGUUUUUGAUGGGUGUUGGCUAUGGAGGUUUUCGGGUGAAUGCAAUUAUAUUAGCCACUGAGUGGAUUGGACCGUCCAAGAGGUCUUGGGGAACAUGCGUGACCCAACUAUUUGGUGCAUUAGGACAGGCCAUCCUUGCUGGUCUGAUCUACAUCAUCAGAGACUGGAGACUAGCUCAGUUUAUCACCGCAGCUCCACUGGCAGUCAUUUGUAUUUAUAUAUGGUUCCUUCCAGAGUCAGCCAGGUGGUUGUUGGACAGAGGGAGGACAGAAGAAGCUAAAAAGUUGCUGUUAAAGGUGGCAGCUGUCAAUAAACGCACCUUCAAAGAGUCUCUCCUGGAAAAGAUUGUGGUGAAAGAGAAAAAGGAGAAAAAGAGCGGCGUUUUAAUAAUCGUCCAGUCUUCUGUACUUCGGAAGUAUUUCUUCACCUUAUUAUUUACAUGGUUCUCACUGAAUCUUGCGUACUAUUGCGUUUCAUUCAAUGUGGGGAACUUUGGCUUGGACGUGUUUAUGACUCAGCUCUUGUUUGGUCUGACGGAAACGCCUGGUCAGAUACUUUGCAUGUGGCUGCUGGAAGCACUGGGCAGAAGAAUAUCCUUCAUCUCCACACUCCUGGCUGGGGGGCUCUUGUCCGCCUUGAUGCUCGCGUUCAGUCCAGGAUAUCCUGUGGCUGUAACUGCACUGGCGACAUCAGGACGUUUCUUGGCUAACUGGGCCGCAUCCAUAUGUAAUGUUUAUGUUCAAGAGUUAUUCCCAACCUCUUGUCGACAAACAGCCUCGGGUUUGGGCUCCGUCGCAAGCCGGGCUGGUGGUUUGAUCGCCCCUUUGGUCAACAUGCUGGCUACGUACCGCUGGUCCAUACCUAUCGUUAUCUUCAGCGGCCUGACUCUGAUCAGCGGGGCUCUCAGCUUCACGCUUCCUGAGACUCGAGGGAUUGAACUACCAGAUUCGACCGACGAUGCUGAGGGCAACAGGAAUAAGAAGAUGACCAAGAAAGAGUGUGAAUCAAAUGUCCACAUCAAAUCCAGUAAACUGUAGUGUUUUCUAUACUACGAACAGCUACGAACAAGAUGCAAAUAACCCAAUUUUAACCCAACCGCUGGUUCAGAAAAGGACGAAC
Messenger RNA from Entelurus aequoreus (snake pipefish), 1699 nucleotides. RefSeq names its product solute carrier family 22 member 13-like. Bases 1 to 1617 code for a protein of 538 amino acids. NCBI's taxonomy places the organism in Eukaryota, Metazoa, Chordata, Actinopteri, Syngnathiformes, Syngnathidae. The record is from RefSeq and is a predicted model, not a curated record. The transcript is spliced from 10 exons. Gene Ontology annotation, biological process: transmembrane transport. Gene Ontology annotation, cellular component: membrane. Gene Ontology annotation, molecular function: transmembrane transporter activity.